Messenger RNA from Heteronotia binoei (common prickly gecko), 963 nucleotides. Its product is annotated as olfactory receptor 10A4-like. The record is from RefSeq and is a predicted model, not a curated record. Lineage: Eukaryota; Metazoa; Chordata; Lepidosauria; Squamata; Gekkonidae. The coding region runs from base 1 to 963 and encodes 320 amino acids. Gene Ontology annotation, biological process: G protein-coupled receptor signaling pathway. Gene Ontology annotation, molecular function: G protein-coupled receptor activity; olfactory receptor activity. Gene Ontology annotation, cellular component: membrane. The transcript has a single exon.
AUGAACUAUUGGAUCAAGGCAGCACAUGGAAAUGAAACUCAUGUGACCAUAUUUCACAUCCUGGGAUUUUCAGGAAGUCCAUUACUAGAGUUGUUGUUUUUCCUUCUCUGCUUGACUGUCUACACCCUAACCCUGCUGGGAAAUAGUCUCAUUGUUUUCCUCACACUGUCCAACCCAGCUCUUCAGACACCCAUGUAUUUCUUCCUUCGGAACCUUUCUUUCCUGGAACUUUGCUACAGCUCUGUCACCAUGCCCAGGAUAUUGACAAGUUAUGUUACAGGAAACAAUAAGAUCUCCUUUACUGGCUGUGCAGUUCAGAUGUCUUUUUUUCUCCUCAUGGGAUGUGCAGAGUGUUACAUCCUGGGUGUCAUGGCAUACGAUCGGUAUGUGGCUGUGUGUCGCCCUCUGAGGUACAUGGCCAUGAUGGACAAACGUUCCUGUAUGCUGCUAGUUGCUGGAUCUUGGAUGAGUGGCUUGCCAGUUUCCUCUGUUCAGACCACUCUGACCUUCUCUUCUCCAUUCUGUGGCCCCAAUGAAAUCAAUCACUUCUUCUGUGAUAUCCCCCCUGUCCUGAAUCUGGUUUGUGCUGACACUUCCCAAAUAAAAAUGGCUAUGUUGAUUAUCACUGUGGUCAUCAUCAUUGCCCCAUUCACACUAAUCCUCAUUUCAUAUGCUCACAUCAUUGCUGCUGUGGUGAGGAUGAGCUCAUCUGAAAGCAGGCAGAAGGCUAUCUCCACAUGUUCCUCCCACCUUCUGGUGGUGACUUUGUUCUAUGGCUCUGCCAUGACAGUGUACCUGCUCCCCCAAAGCAGUGACAGUUCAGGGAAUGACAAAGUGCUAUCCCUUUUUUACACCAUGGUUACCCCCAUGGUGAAUCCCAUCAUAUACAGCUUUCGAAACAAGGAGGUGAAAGCUGCCCUAUGGAGGACAGUUGGCUUUCCAUUAUUAUCUCAAGAGACUUGA